This is a messenger RNA of Medicago truncatula (barrel medic), 1402 nucleotides long. RefSeq names its product altered inheritance of mitochondria protein 32. The coding region runs from base 12 to 1157 and encodes 381 amino acids. NCBI's taxonomy places the organism in Eukaryota, Viridiplantae, Streptophyta, Magnoliopsida, Fabales, Fabaceae. The record is from RefSeq and is a predicted model, not a curated record. The transcript is spliced from 5 exons.
CCCAUAAAUAAAUGCUCUCAAUUCGUUUCAUUACAUCAUUCUCUCAUUUCAAUUUCAAAUCUCACUUUCUUCUCUUUUCUUCUUCUUCCGCCGCAACCAUGUCAUCCACCACCGCAACCGACGCCGUCUCCGCCACAGAUGAUGCGAAACACGGUUUCUCUCGUCCUGAGAUGUACAAAGAAAACCUCGCUGGAACCGUAGCUUCUUACGAUCGUCACGUUUUUCUCUGUUACAAGAAUCGUCAAACUUGGCCUCCGCGUCUUGAAGCUUCUGAUGAUGAUCCUCUUGUUAAACGUGUUGCUUCUCAGUUUAAAUCUCGCAAAAACGAUAUCCUCGUUAAGACGAUGAUUACAGUUUGUGAGGCGCGCGAGGAGGAUGGAUUCUCCGAAGGUGAUGUCUUGAUUUUUCCUGAAAUGAUUAAAUACAGGGGCUUGGAGGAAUCGAAUGUGGAUAGCUUUUUCGAUGAUGUUAUGGUGAGUUGUAAAUCAUGGGGUGGUGGAGUGCAAGACGUGAUAGCAGGUUCAUAUAUUUUUGUGUGUGCUCAUGGAAGUCGUGACGUGAGGUGUGGUGUUUGUGGGCCUGUGCUCAUUGACAAGUUCAAUGAAGAAGUUCAGCUCCGAGGAUUGAAAGAUCAGAUAUCAGUUUUGGCAUGUUCUCAUAUUGGUGGUCAUAAGUAUGCUGGCAAUUUAAUCACAUUUAGUCCUGGACCAGAUGGAAAAAUUAUGGGUCAUUGGUAUGGCUAUGUUACUCCUAAUGAUGUGCCUGCCUUGCUAGACCAACACAUUGCCAAGGGAGAGGUCAUACAAAAACUAUGGAGAGGUCAAAUGGGGCAACCUGUUGCUGAACUUAAGGGAGAAGAUGACCAGAACAAACUCGCUAAUGGAAAUGAUACCAAGAAGAAUAAUGUAGCAGUAGAAAGUAACUCUCUGAACAACAAUGAAAAUGUGGUUGGCUGUUGCCAAGGUGUUAAUGGGGUUUCUUGUUGCCAAACUGCAAGUUUUGAGCAAAACAAAGUGGAAACCGAUAAAAAGCAGGGGAGCAAAGUCUGUGGGAGUUGGCCUAUAUUACAAAAACGCGAUAUUCUUGCAGCUACCGGUAUUGUUGGCGCUUUAGCAGCUGUUGCCAUUGGUUACAGAUUUUAUAGAAGGUCAGGCUGAGAGCUUGAGGGUUCUAUAGUUUUUACAAUUUUAAUCAAGAAAUAAUAAUAGUAAUAAUGGAACCAUUCUAAGAAAGUUAUAUUUUUUUGGUAAAAAUUCUAUGUUAUAUGUACAAGCUUCUAUAUAUUGGAAUUCUGGAGAUAGUAAAAGCAAGCUUGCUAGAGAUGUAAUGAUGAAAUUUUAUAUGUAUUUUUUUCUUUUAAAAAUUUUCAAUACAAAAUUUAGUGUGAUAAUUGAACUUCAAA